Colletotrichum truncatum is the source of this 702-nucleotide messenger RNA. Its product is annotated as ChaC-like protein. Gene Ontology annotation, biological process: glutathione catabolic process. The record is from RefSeq and is a predicted model, not a curated record. Gene Ontology annotation, cellular component: cytoplasm. Lineage: Eukaryota; Fungi; Ascomycota; Sordariomycetes; Glomerellales; Glomerellaceae. Gene Ontology annotation, molecular function: gamma-glutamylcyclotransferase activity; glutathione specific gamma-glutamylcyclotransferase activity.
AUGGCCGCCGAUAACGAUCUUUCAACCAACGGCACCGAGUUCUGGCUUUAUGGUUAUGGGAGUUUGAUAUGGAAACCUCCGCCGCACUUCGAUAGAAGAAUCCCUGGUUGGGUAACAGGAUACGUCAGACGCUUCUGGCAAGACCACAGAGGCACACCGGAGGCUCCGGGACGCGUCGCCACCCUUAUCGAGCGUUCCUAUUGGGAAAAGCUGACCGACCACCACGAUUCCGCCCCGGAGCGCGUAUGGGGUGUGGCCUACCGGAUCAAGGCUGACAAGGUCGCUGAGGUCAAGGAUUAUCUUGACAUUCGUGAGAUCAACGGCUACAGUAUCCACUAUGCGCCUUUCUACCCGGCCGAUGGUUCCGAGCCGAUUCGAACUCUGGUGUACAUCGGUACCCCCGAUAAUGAUCAGUUCGUCGGACCUCAGGACCCUCAGGCUCUCGCCGCCCACAUCUACAAGAGCCGCGGUCCGAGUGGACUUAACAUCGACUACCUCCUCAGCCUUGAGAAAGCCCUUGAUGAGCUGAGCCCGGAAAGCGGAGACGUCCACAUCACCGAUCUCUCCAACAGAGUUCGGGCCAUCAUCGCUGCCGAGGGCCAGCCGCAAAUACCCGGCCCGCCCCCGGCGUCUGCUGUCAACGGCGAAUUCAAGCAAGAGGCUAGUGUCAGAGAGCAGGAGGAGACGGAGAAGACUUGCUGA